AUGAAUUUCUACUUCCUAUUCGUUUUCCUAGCCAUUUUUGCUUGGGCUGGAAACACCGACGCUACCGAGACUGCCGUAGGUGGUACUGAGACCAAGCCAAAACCGCCAGCAACUGGAACAGCUGGGGAGCACAAAAAAGGAAAAGGAGCAAAAAAUCACAAGAAAGGAGCCGGGGGCAAGAAGAAGGAAGGAGCUGCUGCUGGACAUGCCUAAAAUUUCAGUUUUUUUUUUGCAAUAAAUAUUUUUCAAAUUG
Caenorhabditis elegans is the source of this 253-nucleotide messenger RNA. RefSeq names its product Dauer Up-Regulated (gene F36D1.5). The transcript is spliced from 4 exons. NCBI's taxonomy places the organism in Eukaryota, Metazoa, Nematoda, Chromadorea, Rhabditida, Rhabditidae. The record is from RefSeq and is marked reviewed. The coding region runs from base 1 to 213 and encodes 70 amino acids.